Molecule: messenger RNA, 618 nt
Organism: Hansenula ciferrii
Lineage: Eukaryota; Fungi; Ascomycota; Saccharomycetes; Phaffomycetales; Wickerhamomycetaceae
Gene: OPI10
Product: Opi10p
Exons: 2
Coding region: 1-618 (205 amino acids)
Biological process (GO): protein import into nucleus
Cellular component (GO): cytosol; nucleus
Molecular function (GO): nuclear import signal receptor activity
Source: RefSeq, a predicted model, not a curated record
AUGUUUGGAUCAAUAUGCUCAGGAAGACCUGAUACAAACAAAUACGCAAUCAACAUUGAAAAUGGUUUAAAAAUAUCACACAUAACAUUAUUUCUUCUACCAAAUAUUGAUUUAGAUCCACAAUUUGCAGCUUUGAUUUUCUUCCAAUUACCGAAUCAAGAUUUCAAAUUAUUUGGUUCAAUAUCAUCAACGAAACCAAGUGCAAUUUUCAAAUUAAAUAAUAGUAUACAAACAUCACCUCAAAUUAUGGACGAAAUGGAUAUGGACACAGAUUCACCAAAUGAUCCUAUAAAUAACAUCACUGUGGGGAUCUCAAUUGAACCGAUAGCUGACGCCGAAAGGCAAUUAGCUGAAGCAAAAGCAUUAUCACAACAACAACAAGCAAUUGGGAAACAAAAAGCUCUGACAGCUACUGCAUUCAAUUCAAGUGUAACACCGAAUAAUCCAAACACUACGGCAAUAUUGGCUAAUAAAAUCGUUAAACAUGCGUAUAAUUACUUGACUGGGUUUAUUGAUGAUCAAGGUAAAAUAAACAUUAAAUACUUCGAUAAUUGGUGGGAUAAAUUCAAGACAAGGCUACAAAAUGAUCCAAAGUUUUUAGAUAAUGAACAAGAAUAA